Erinaceus europaeus (western European hedgehog) is the source of this 1603-nucleotide messenger RNA. RefSeq names its product sulfide quinone oxidoreductase (gene SQOR). Gene Ontology annotation, molecular function: FAD binding; sulfide:quinone oxidoreductase activity. Gene Ontology annotation, cellular component: mitochondrion. The record is from RefSeq and is a predicted model, not a curated record. NCBI's taxonomy places the organism in Eukaryota, Metazoa, Chordata, Mammalia, Eulipotyphla, Erinaceidae. The coding region runs from base 1 to 1335 and encodes 444 amino acids. The transcript is spliced from 9 exons.
AUGGCUCUGCUGGUGUCUGUGGUGUCUGGUGCCAGCUUCCUCAGGCUGGGUGCCUGGCAGGCUGCAUCACUUCAGCUCCACACAGGGGCCAGCCUGGCAGCCAAGAACUACUAUGAGGUGCUGGUGCUGGGUGGGGGCACCGGCGGGGUCACCAUGGCUGCCCGCAUGAAGAGGAAAGUGGGUGCCGACAAUGUGGCCAUCAUUGAACCCAGUGAGAGACAUUUCUACCAGCCUCUUUGGACACUGGUGGGUGCUGGUGCCAAACAGUUAUCCGGGUCCUGCUGUCCCACAACAAAUGUGAUACCGUCUGGUGUCGAAUGGAUCAAGGCCAAAGUGGUUGAGCUGAACCCAGACAAGAACUGGAUCCGCACCGACAAUGGCAAGGAGAUCUCCUACAAGUAUCUCAUUAUUGCACUUGGAAUCCAGCUGGACUAUGAGAAGAUAAAAGGCCUACCUGAAGGUUUUGACCACCCAAAAAUCGGGUCCAAUUAUUCUGUUAGGACGGUGGAGAAGACAUGGAAAGCUCUGCAGGACUUCAAGGAGGGCAAUGCCAUCUUCACCUUCCCAAACACCCCAAUAAAGUGUGCAGGAGCUCCUCAGAAGAUCAUGUAUCUGUCAGAAGCCUAUUUCAGGAAGACUGGGAAGCGGUCCAAGGCCAAUAUCAUUUUCAACACUUCUCUGGGAACCAUUUUUGCUGUGAAGAAGUAUGCAGCAGCCUUGCAGGAGAUCAUCCAGGAGAGGGACCUCACUGUUAACUACAAGCAGAACCUCAUUGAAGUCCGCGCAGAUAGGCAAGAGGCUGUCUUUGAGAACCUGGACAAACCAGGAGAGACCCAAGUGAUUUCUUAUGAAAUGCUUCAUGUCACACCACCGAUGAGCCCACCGGACGUCCUCAAGACCAGCCCCGUGGUCGAUGCUGGCGGCUGGGUGGACUUGGAUAAAGAAACCCUCCAGCACAAGCAGUACCCCAACGUGUUUGGGAUUGGGGACUGCACCAACCUUCCUACGUCAAAGACCGCGGCUGCAGUAGCCGCUCAAUCAGGAAUACUUGACAGAACAAUUUCUCUGAUUAUGAAGAACCAGACACCAACAAAAAAGUAUGAUGGCUACACAUCAUGCCCACUGGUGACCAGCUACAACCGUGUGAUUCUUGCGGAGUUUGACUACAAUGCCCAGCCACUGGAGACCUUUCCCUUUGAUCAGAGCAAAGAGCGACUGUCUAUGUACUUCAUGAAGGCCGACCUGAUGCCUUUCCUCUACUGGAAUAUGAUGCUAAGGGGCUACUGGGGAGGGCCAGCCUUUCUGCGGAAGCUGCUUCAUCUGGGGAUGAAUUAAAGGUGUCCUAACGCUGGCUCUCCUUGGAUGAUUUCUGGACCCAAAUCACAGUCACUGAUUGACCAAGAGCAGCAUGAAGAAUUCUCAAACCCCAGCCCCUUGUAAAGAGCACCCUGCCAAAUGAUGGCGACCCAACGCCUCCCUACUCAGUGUGUCUGGCACCACUGUGUGGACCUGCCCCCAGGAGGAGCUUGAUUCUGUGGCAAUCAAUACCUACACAAAAGAAUAGAUGUUUAUUUUUCAAAUAAAAUCGUGGCAUUGAUUGAGA